GUCACAUACUCGAAUUCUAGCAGGCAAAAGGGCAGGUAGUGAGUGAAUGUAAUAACCACAACAGUUAGUAAAGUAGAACUCUUCAUACUCUCCAAGGCUAAGGAGACGAGAUUUGUUCUGGGAAUUUCACGAAGACGUGAUCCAGCACGGAAUUGCGUUUCCGUUCAGCCAUCCCUGACCUGAAAUGUUGCUUUCCACUUGUUUUUUUCACGUGGUAUUGGACGAAACCCCCCGUACCGCAAAAACAAAUGUUGAAAAUUCAACUUAGCGGUUGUAAAUUCGACAGUCUCAGAACCCAACAACAACCAGUCAAAUCCCGCCACGUGGCGGUUGUAGGAGCCGGAGCUGCGGGCCUCGUGGCGGCGAGGGAGCUGCACCGAGAGGGCCACUCGGUGGUCGUAUUCGAACGCGGGAACGAAGUCGGGGGCACGUGGGUCUACACUUCUCGGGUGGAACCCGACCCCCUAGGAAUCGACCCCACUCGACCGAUCGUUCACUCUAGCCUCUACAGUUCUCUUCGGACCAAUCUUCCGAGGGAGGUUAUGGGGUUCAUGGACUUUCCAUUCGUGACCUUAGCCGGGGAGAAUAGGGACCCUAGGAUGUUUCCGGGUCACAGGGAAGUGUUGAUGUAUUUGAAGGAUUUCGCGAGAGAGUUUGGGGUUGAGGAAAUGGUGAGAUUCGAAACGGAAGUGGUUGAAGUCGGGAUUUUGGAGGAUGAGAAAUGGAAAGUGAGGUCCAAAAAGACAAGUUUCUUUAAUAAUGAAAAUAACGAUCAUAUUGAUAUUAUUAAUAGUAAAAGUGAAGUUGAAUUUGUUGUUGAGAUCUACGAUGCUGUCGUUGUUUGUAAUGGACAUUACACUCAACCUCGUAUUGCCGAAAUCCCAGGCAUCAAUUUAUGGCCUGGAAAGCAAAUGCAUAGCCACAAUUAUCGUGUUCCCGAGCCCUUUAGGGAUCAAGUUGUAAUUGUAAUAGGGAGUUCUUCUAGCGCAGUUGACAUUUGUCGGGACAUAGCUGGAGUUGCCAAAGAAGUGCAUGUUGCAUCUAGAUCAGUUGCAGAUGAAACAUAUACAAAGCAGCCUGGAUAUGAUAAUUUGUGGCUUCACUCCAUGAUUGACAGUGCCCAUGAAGAUGGCACAGUGGUUUUCCAAAAUGGGAAAGUGGUGCUUGCUGAUGUCAUUAUCCACUGCACUGGGUUCAAGUAUCACUUCCCUUUUCUUGACACCAAUGGCAUUGUGACCGUGGACGAUAAUCGUCUUGGGCCACUGUACAAGCACGUUUUUCCCGCAGCCUUGGCUCCAUGGCUUUCAUUUAUUGGGAUACCAUGGAAGAUUCUUCCAUUCCCCUUCUUUGAGUUGCAAAGCAAAUGGGUUGCUGGUGUUUUGUCUGGUCGGAUUACCCUUCCAUCACAGAAGGAGAUGAUGGAAGAUAUUAAGGCUUUUUACUCAGCACUUGAAGCUGCAGGCAUACCAAAGCGGUAUACUCACAACAUGAGUGAAUCUGGGUUCGAGUAUUGUGAUUGGCUUGCUGCACAAUGUGGAUGCCAAGUCAUUGAAAACUGGAGAAAGCAAAUGUUCCAUGCAGCUUUUGCAAACUGGCUUGUUCGACCAGACACACACCGUGAUGAAUGGGAAGAUCAUGACCUGGUUUUGGAAGCCCAUGAGUACUCUGUUAAGUACGCCUCAAAAUCCUGAAGAUAACUGGUAUGUAGGCGAGGACAAAUCCAAAUUGUUAUAAAAUAUAGAUAAAAUUUCUUAAGUUUUCUUAUGGAAAAUAAUUCAUUUGUCCAAGAUUGAUGGUUUUGGAUGAAUAAAAGAAGUCAUCAUUAAUUUUUUUUAUUUAA
Molecule: messenger RNA, 1840 nt
Organism: Theobroma cacao (cacao)
Lineage: Eukaryota; Viridiplantae; Streptophyta; Magnoliopsida; Malvales; Malvaceae
Source: RefSeq, a predicted model, not a curated record